Lachancea thermotolerans CBS 6340 is the source of this 2928-nucleotide messenger RNA. It is a transcript of the gene PFK1, whose product is annotated as 6-phosphofructokinase subunit alpha. Gene Ontology annotation, cellular component: 6-phosphofructokinase complex; mitochondrion; cytoplasm. Gene Ontology annotation, molecular function: monosaccharide binding; identical protein binding; fructose-6-phosphate binding. Gene Ontology annotation, biological process: canonical glycolysis; fructose 1,6-bisphosphate metabolic process; fructose 6-phosphate metabolic process. Bases 1 to 2928 code for a protein of 975 amino acids. The transcript has a single exon. The record is from RefSeq and is a predicted model, not a curated record. NCBI's taxonomy places the organism in Eukaryota, Fungi, Ascomycota, Saccharomycetes, Saccharomycetales, Saccharomycetaceae.
AUGACUCAAGAAACCGUGUAUGGAGUCGCGUUCAGAUCGGUUGCGACCGCUGACGAAAGCGCGUACAGAAGCGCUAUAAAGUUUUACCACAAGCUAGGAUUUUCCACUGUGAAAACCUACGACAAGUUCAGAGGCAACAAGGAGGCUGCGACCUCCGGCACCGCCCAGGGCUCCGUGAAGGAGACCUGGCUGGAAAGCUUCAAGCUGAGCGAAGUGGACAGCAAUGGCUUCCGCAUCCCUCAGCAAGAGGCCACGAACCACGAGCAGAGUGAUGGUGCUCUUCUUAAGAUCAGACUAGUGGCUCACCAGCCCCUGGAGGCCAAAAACUCCCGGGUUACCUACUACUCCGCAUCCAUUGAUGAGGUUUCCAAGGCUUUCCCAGACGCCAAGAAGCUCGAAAAUGGCGAGUACGCCUUGAAUGAUCCAUUGGGCUACGAACUUCGCUUGUCAGGCUACGUUAGAGCCGGUGACAAGAAGACCGUCGACAAGGAGUUCUUCUUGGACGAGUCUAAGACUCCAGCUGACUAUCUAAAGGGCCAGAACCUGUCUCCUAAUCAGAUUCCAGGUGCCACCUCUACUGGCAUCAAGAAGAAGAUUGCUGUCAUGACUUCCGGUGGUGACUCUCCAGGUAUGAACUCUGCUGUCCGUGCUGUGGUCAGAGCAGGUAUUUACUACGGCUGCGACGUGUUCGCUGUUUACGAAGGUUACGAGGGUCUGCUAAAAGGUGGUGAUCUCUUGAAGAAGAUGGAAUGGAAAGACGUUAGAGGCUGGCUCAGCGAGGGUGGUACUUUGAUUGGUACCGCUCGUUGCAUGGAGUUCAGAGAACGUUGGGGCCGUAAACAAGCUGCCGGCAACCUUAUUUCUGAGGGUAUUGACGCUCUUGUGGUUUGUGGUGGUGAUGGCUCCCUAACGGGUGCUGACCUGUUCAGAUCUGAGUGGCCAUCUUUGGUGGAGGAGCUUGUCAAGGACGGUAAAUUUACCGAGAAGCAAGUCGAACCAUACAGAAACUUGAAGAUUGUGGGUCUUGUGGGCUCCAUCGACAACGAUAUGUCUGGUACUGACUCUACAAUUGGUGCUUAUUCUGCCCUGGAAAGAAUUUGUGAGAUGGUCGACUACAUCGACGCUACUGCCAAAUCCCACUCGAGAGCUUUCGUCGUCGAGGUUAUGGGAAGACACUGUGGUUGGUUGGCUUUGAUGGCCGGUAUUGCUACAGGUGCCGACUACAUCUUCGUUCCAGAAAGAGCUGCGCCUGCUGGCAAAUGGCAAGAAGAGUUGAAGAAGGUGUGUCAGGCCCACAGAGAGAAGGGCCGUAGAAACAACACUGUUAUUGUUGCUGAAGGUGCCCUAGACAACAACUUGAAACCAAUCACCUCUGAGCAGGUUAAGGAUGCUUUGGUUGAGUUGGGACUCGACACCAAGAUCACAACUUUGGGUCAUGUCCAAAGAGGUGGUACAGCUGUGGCUCACGACAGAUGGCUCGCUACCUUGCAGGGUGUCGACGCUGUGAAAGCCGUUUUGGAGAUGACUCCUGAAACACCAUCUCCAUUGAUUGGUAUUUUGGAAAACAAAAUCAUCAGAAUGCCACUAAUGGAGUCUGUUAAGCUCACUAAGAGUGUUGCCGAGGCAAUCGAGAACAAAGACUUUGACAAAGCCAUCUCUUUGCGUGACACCGAGUUUAUUGAACUAUACGAGAAUUUCAUCUCAACUACUGUUAAGGAUGACGGUUCCGAGAGGUUGCCCGAGGACCAAAGACUAAACAUCGCUAUCGUUCACGUUGGUGCUCCUUCCGCCGCCUUGAAUGCCGCGACUCGUGCUGCCACCCUGUACUGUCUCUCCCGUGGCCACAAGCCUUCUGCUAUCUUGAACGGUUUCAGCGGUUUGAUUCAAACUGGUGAAAUCAAGGAGCUUUCUUGGAUUGAUGUCGAGAACUGGCACAACUUGGGUGGUUCUGAGAUUGGAACUAACAGAUCCGUGGCUAGUGAAGACAUGGGAUCAAUCGCUUACCACUUCCAGAAGAACAAGUUCGAUGGUGUCAUUAUUUUGGGUGGCUUUGAGGGUUUCAAGUCCUUGAAGGAGCUACGUGACGCCCGUGCUCAGUACCCUAUCUUCAACAUCCCAAUGGUUUUGAUUCCUUCCACUGUUUCGAACAACGUUCCUGGCACCGAAUACUCUCUAGGUGUUGACACUUGUCUCAACACUCUGGUCAACUACACAGAUGCUAUUAAGCAGUCCGCGUCAGCCACUAGAAGAAGAGUUUUUGUUGUUGAAGUGCAAGGUGGCCACUCUGGUUACAUUGCCUCUUUCACUGGUCUCGUAACAGGAGCUGUGUCAGUUUACACUCCCGAGGAUCAGAUUGACCUAAAGAGUAUAAGGGAAGACCUUGCUCUUCUCAAGGAGAACUUCCGUCACGACCAGGGCGAGACUCGUAACGGUAAGCUGGUUAUUAGAAAUGAACAGGCCUCCUCCAUUUACACUACCGACCUCCUGGCUGACAUCAUUGCCGAAGCGUCUAGUGGAAAGUUUGGUGUUAGAACCGCUAUUCCAGGCCACGUUCAACAAGGUGGCGUGCCAUCUUCUAAGGACCGUGUCACAGGUUCUAGAUAUGCUGUUAAGUGUGUUAAAUUUAUUGAGGCCUGGAACAGAAAGAACUCCGACGAACAAAACGAAGACUUUAAGAUUUUGAGAUUCAAGUACGUUAACGGUGUUAAGGAGUAUACCAUCCAGGACGAAGAUGCUUCCGCUGCCAUCAUCGCUGUCAACGGCUCUCACAUCUCCUUCAAGCCUAUUGCUCGCCUGUGGGAAGAAGAGACCAACGUUGAAUUGAGAAAGGGUCAAGAAGUCCACUGGGAAGAGUUUAACAAGAUUGGAGACAUCCUUUCUGGUAGACUUAACUUAAGGAAGGAAGUCGACGCUGGUAAAAGCGCCUAA